Messenger RNA from Ciona intestinalis (vase tunicate), 1838 nucleotides. NCBI's taxonomy places the organism in Eukaryota, Metazoa, Chordata, Ascidiacea, Phlebobranchia, Cionidae. The record is from RefSeq and is a predicted model, not a curated record.
UGUAUAUACGGACUCUGGUUUUGACCAAUUAUACGGUCGAUUUAUGACAAACUUACGUUUAUGUCGACUUUUAUAUUUGUAAAGGCUUUUCUUUUCAGACUAACCGUUGGUGGGGUAAAUUAGGAAUUCAUAAGUUCGUAUGACGGGCACGAACCACACACAAACAGACUGAAUACAUGACCUUUGAAUUGCUGAGUCAUUAUACGAGUCGGCAUGAUUAGGCAAAAUUUACAAUACUAGCUACAGACUGAAAGAUUACGAAUUUAGCUGCUUACUAAUUCAAUUUCGUUUCUUUAGGAUUUAGUUUGUUAAUAAACGUUAUUUUGUUUUGUAUUCUGCCUGAAAAAGAAGCUUUAAAGCGAUAACAACUAAUAAUCAUGGCGGGAACGGCAGAUAUUGCACUGAUUGGAUUGGCUGUUAUGGGUCAAAACAUUAUUCUGAACAUGAAUGACCAUGGCUUUGUGGUGUGUGCGUUCAAUCGCACUGUUGAAAAAGUUGAGCGUUUCUUGGCUAAUGAAGCGAAAGGAACGAAAAUAAUUGGUGGAACUUCAUUGGAAGAUAUGGUGGCUAAACUUAAGAAACCAAGGAGAGUUAUGAUGCUUGUGAAGGCUGGAGCGGCUGUGGAUGCUUUCAUUGAUAAAUUGGUUCCUCUUCUGGAGCCAGGAGAUAUCAUUAUUGAUGGAGGGAACUCAGAAUACAUCGAUUCCAUUCGGAGAUGUAAGAGUUUGGAGGAAAAGGGACUUCUCUUCGUUGGAUCAGGGGUGUCUGGGGGUGAAGAUGGGGCAAGAUAUGGACCCUCACUCAUGCCGGGAGGGUCACCUAAGGCAUGGCCUCACAUUAAAGAUAUCUUCCAAGGAAUUGCUGCAAAAGCAGAUGGUGAACCUUGCUGUGAUUGGUUUUCAGGUGAGUCUGUGUUUGCACGCUGUUUAUCUGCAUUGAAAGAUGAGAGGGUAGUGGCUUCAAAACAACUUGAUGGACCAACAAUUUCAUUCACUGGAAAUAAAACUGCUUUCUUGGAAGAUUUAAAGCAGGCACUUUAUGCUGCAAAGAUCAUUUCUUAUGCUCAAGGCUUCAUGUUAAUGAGAGAAGCAGCAAAGGAAUUGAAAUGGAAACUUAAUUAUGGAGGAAUUGCCUUGAUGUGGAGAGGGGGUUGUAUUAUAAGAAGUGCUUUUCUGGGGAAAAUAAAGACAGCUUUUGACAAAAACCCUGAUCUCACUAAUUUGUUGAUGGAUGAUUUUUUCAAAGAUGCAAUCACUAAAGCACAGCCUGGUUGGAGACGUGUGGUUGCAUCAGCUGUGACAAAUGGCAUUCCUACGCCUUGUUUAAGCACAGCACUUUCAUUCUAUGAUGGGUAUAGGUUGGAAAAACUGCCUGCAAACUUAAUUCAGGCGCAAAGAGAUUACUUUGGUGCACACACAUAUGAGUUGCUGAGUGAUCCAGGAAAACAUCAUCACACUAACUGGACUGGACAUGGAGGGGAAAUAUCAUCUUCAUCAUACAAUGCUUAACAUUACCUAAUAUUCAACACAUAAAGCAGCAGCUAUGCAGAUUUCCCAAAAGAUUGUUUCAAGCUACAACUAAACAGCACAUAGAAUUUUUGUUAAUUUGCGUAGGUGUUUUUUACAUGCACUAAAACUGUUAAUUACGAUUUUGGUACUUUUGUUGUGAAAUACCUGCAGUUGCAUAUCUUUGUGGGCCAAGUUCCAUUGUAUUAUUGUUGCAAUCUUUUUCUAUAUAUUCAGUUACAUACUCUUGCAUUAAUUUAGGUGUAGUAAUAACACUAUGUAUUCUAACCUUCGCAGAUCAGUGUAGAUUUAUUAAUACACACAUAUACAAUA